Neltuma alba is the source of this 1990-nucleotide messenger RNA. Its product is annotated as hydroxyproline O-arabinosyltransferase 3. NCBI's taxonomy places the organism in Eukaryota, Viridiplantae, Streptophyta, Magnoliopsida, Fabales, Fabaceae. The record is from RefSeq and is a predicted model, not a curated record. Bases 596 to 1708 code for a protein of 370 amino acids. Gene Ontology annotation, molecular function: glycosyltransferase activity. The transcript is spliced from 9 exons.
UCUCUCUUUCUCGGUUCGGUGGUCACCCCGUCAUCGACUUCAUGCGCACCAAAGUGCGCUCUCUCUUACCGCCAUUUCUCUUGUAUGUAAGGGAAAUAUACACACGCGUAUAUACAUAUAUUAUCAUAUUCAAUUCUCGAGUCAAAUAGUCGGACAGACUUUUGGCGACGACCCUUCUGUUCAAUUCAAACCUCCGCGUUUUCUAGUCGUUACUACAGGCAGCAUCUGUCAGAGUUUCAAAUCUUCGCCAAAGUCUUGUACUUUUUGUGUCACUCGUUUCUGGCUUGCCCUUCUUUAGCCGGCAUUUGGUUUAUUUUGCAUCUCUUUGAGCUUUCCCCGUCUGGGUUUCUUUAAAUGGAGUAGAAGAUCAGAUCUGUUUGCGUGAAUCUUAAUUCUGAUUAGAGAUUUCUUGUGGAGCAUCAAUUGGAUGAAUACAUAAAAGAAUGUGUGGUAUCUGUAGAUGAUGUUUUUGAACUGAUGUUACUGGGGGGCGAAUGGGAUUUUAGUUUCAACAAGGUGUUGUAGAUUGCAGAAUUGGGUUGAGUCGACUUUUAUAUAUUCAUAAGUCGUGUGCGAAGAACCAAAUAUUUUAAAAAUGAUAGUGAAGAAAAACAUGGGACGUGCAAAGUCAGCACUAAUGCUGAUUAUGGCGCUUGGGUUCUUCUUUGCCACUUAUAAUUUGCUAUCUAUGAUUAUGCACAACAAAGAAUCGAAUUCUGGAAGUUGGGUGGCUGAUGGGUUGGAAUUGUUUGAUCCUGUUUUAAGGAUGCCUGGAAGGGUGAUUGGAUCAGCGGAAUCCAAUUCAAAAUUUCAUGUUGCCUUGACUGCAACUGAUGCUGCUUACAGCCAAUGGCAAUGUCGGAUUAUGUACUACUGGUAUAAGAAGGUAAAGGAUAUGCCUGGAUCAGACAUGGGAAAGUUCACACGAAUUUUGCAUUCAGGCAGGGAAGAUCAAUUGAUGGAUGAGAUUCCAACUUUUGUGGUUGAUCCACUUCCUGAGGGCUUGGAUCGGGGUUAUAUUGUCCUAAAUAGACCAUGGGCUUUUGUUCAAUGGCUGGAAAAAGCAACUAUUGAGGAAGAAUAUAUUUUAAUGGCAGAGCCUGACCACCUAUUCUUAAGACCAUUGCCUAAUUUGGCUUAUGGAACCAAACCAGCAGGUUAUCCAUUCUUCUACAUAAAACCAGCUGAAAACAAAAAAAUAAUUAGGAAAUUCUAUCCUGAGGAGAAGGGUCCUGUUACUGAUGUUGAUCCCAUCGGCAAUUCUCCCGUAAUCAUUCAUAAGUCGUUGCUUGAGGACAUUGCUCCUACAUGGGUGAAUGUUUCCUUGCGAAUGAAAGAUGACCCGGAGACUGAUAAGGCCUUUGGAUGGGUGCUUGAAAUGUAUGCAUAUGCUGUGGCAUCUGCAUUGCAUAAUGUGCGGCAUAUUCUCCGAAAAGACUUUAUGCUGCAGCCACCUUGGGACUUAGAUACUGAAAAGAAGUUUAUACUCCAUUAUACAUAUGGAUGUGACUACAAUCUAAAAGGCGAGCUAACAUAUGGAAAGAUUGGAGAAUGGCGUUUUGACAAGAGAUCAUAUCUUAUGGGUCCUCCACCGAAAAACCUUUCCUUACCUCCACCCGGGGUUCCUGAAAGUGUGGUGAGACUUGUAAAGAUGGUCAAUGAGGCUACUGCUAACAUACCUAAAUGGGAAACAUUGAACAGAAGCUGAUCAAAAGGAUUUUUUUUUUUUUAAAAAAAGAAAAGGACCAUUGGGUUUUAUUUGUGUUACUGAUGCAGAGUGACUGCAAUAUGAGAAGUACCAAAGUACCAAACCCUAGAUACAUGUGAUGAGGAUGAUGAUAUAAGAGAUUAGUUUUAGCAGAGGGGGAAAUGUGAUAGAUACAAAGAAUGCUUUGGUACUUUUUGCUCUGCAAAUAGAGUUUUGUUAACCACUUGCUUCAUUGCUUCUCAGGUUGUAAAAAACACUCACAUCUUAUUACACAGUUUUUUU